AUGACCGAGGAGUGCUGUACAGACUUCCACAUUCUACCACGAGAUGCCGUGGAUAAUCUGAGAUUGGUAGUACCGAGUUCACUCCGGGAAGAUAUGUUGCAUCACGCGCAUGAAGACUUCCAAGGUGGACAUCAAGGGAUCACUCGGACGCAUGAAAAGUUACGUACCGAAUUCUACUGGCCCGGCAUGUAUGCGGAUGUCCAACAUUUUGUGAAAGAAUGCGUGGAUUGUGCCAGUGGAAAAGGGGCGCCCCCGAAUGCUGGACCUUCACCAGGGAACAUUGAACCGCGGUACCCUUUUGAAGCCGUCUCUAUGGAUUUCGUGACUCAUAUGCCUAGGAUGGGUUAUGUGAAGUGCAAGCCCAUGUCGUCUACUACCGCUCAAGACGUCACUGAGGCUUAUGAGGAGCAAAUUCGGGGCGUCUUCCGUGAUACGGCACGAUCAGGAUCCGCGUUUCAUGUGUGA
This is a messenger RNA of Phytophthora megakarya, 465 nucleotides long. The record is from the annotation of a GenBank genome assembly. Lineage: Eukaryota; Oomycota; Peronosporomycetes; Peronosporales; Peronosporaceae.